GCAUGCGCAGUUUGCGCACACGCUCCUCCGACGGAAGGCUUGAUGAUGGUGAUGAUGAUGUUUAUGAUGGUGAUAAUGCUGCGCAGAUUCAGAAACUUCCAGAUUCAAGCCCUGACGCUUCGACAUGAGCACUGAAACCUGACAGAAGGACAGCAGGAGAAUGAGACUGCGGAGUGUAGAUAAACAUUGGCAGCGCGGGCAGCGGAUGGUGAUUUAUGGGACGGUCUUCCUCAUCAUGACCCUCCUCAUCCUCUACAGCUCCAGCAGCUCGGCUGAUCUUUACACCACCUUCGAAGUCAACCAGUUUCACUUCACCAUCAAACACACCAACCUCAAGAAAUGGGCCGGGAACGAGGGAUACGUUCCUGUUUACGGGAACAAGAGCAUGAAGCUGCACUGCCAUCAGUGUGCGUUAGUGACCAGCUCCAGUCACAUGUUGGGGACUCACGCCGGAGACGAGAUCGACCGCACAGAGUGUGUCAUCCGCAUGAACGACGCGCCAACCUCUGGCUACGAAUCAGACGUGGGGAACCGGACCAGCGUGCGCGUCGUGGCUCAUUCCAGCGUGUUCCGGGUGGUUCGCAAACCCACAGACUUCCUGAAUCGCUCAGAGAGCCCUGCCAUCAUAUUCUGGGGUCCGUCGACAAGGAUCGGCCGCGAGGCGAAGGGAACGCUGUACAGACUGAUCCAGAGAGUCAGUAUGACCUACAGUAACCUGUCCUUCUUCCUCAUCUCACCUGGCAAAAUGCAGAAGUUUGACUCGCUCUUUCAGAAAGAGACCGGCCGAGACAGAAAAAGGUCUCAGUCCUGGUUAAGCACCGGCUGGUUUACCAUGGUGAUUGCUAUUGAGAUGUGUGACAACAUAAAGGUUUAUGGGAUGGUGCCGCCAAACCAUUGUGGGAAGCGUCCUCAGCCCAAACGGUUGCCCUAUCACUAUUACAAGCCCAGAGGUCCAGACGAGUGUGUGACGUACCUCCAGAACGAGAGGGGGCGCCGUGGAGCACACCACCGCUUCAUCACUGAGAAACAGGUGUUUGCACGCUGGGCCAAGCAGUACAACAUCAGCUACAGACACCCGGCCUGGUGAGAAACUGUCCUGCUGAGCCGGAGCCAACAUGGCGGCUGUCUUUAACAACGUUUGAGGCCAAGACCAAGCCAAUCUUAGUUUAAUGAACAGAUGAUGGAACGCUUAUCGUCUGAAGCAUGCCGUAAAGUUUUCUCUUACAGUGAUUUUCACGUCUUGUCAACACAUCUGAGCGUUACUCGUGUGAAACUACUAGAAACAGAAUCGAACUACUUUACAAGAUUAAGAGUAUGUUUUAUCAUGUAAAUAAGAACUAUGAAAAAAAGAAUUAUUUUUACAAGUUUAUAUGGUUUUAAAAUGCCCUAUAAAAGACAAUAUUACAAUUAACUAUUUAAAAAAACACACCUUUUUUUUAAUGGCCAGGUGAAUGGUCAUCAUUUUCAGAUAAACUGCACAUUUUGUUCUGCUUUAUGGAGAGCUAUUUAUGCCUUUAUACCAUUAUCAGGAAGUCAUAUGAAAUCUGACUAAAUGUCAGUCAGUUCUAGAACAUCCCAGAACUCCAUAUAAUUGGUUCUAGAGCUUCGCUGAAAAAUCCACUACAAGAACAUGCCCGGGUCAUUUUUCCUUACAAAAUUAAAGAAAACCAGGCUUAUAUAGGACAAUUAAUAUGUUAAUAUGUUGACAAAAACACUCAACAAAUUAAUUAAAACUUCAACUAUAAUUAGAACGCAAAGGGAACAUUUAAAAAUAAAAGCUAAUUUAAAUAUUAACUAAUAAAUUAUUGGAAUAAAUCUUAAAGAUAAAAUAAUUAAAAAUGACUAAAACUGGAAAACAUAAUAAAUACAAUUUGACAAACACAAAUAUUUUUUUUUAAUACAAACAGAAAACAAUAUCGUGCUUGACCUAAAACAGGCUUCAUUUAAAAUAUUCAUCUUUCUGUUCAUUUGUUUGUGGGGUGAAGUAUGACCCGAACAUAUCAUAUAACCUAAGAAGUAAACAAAAUGCAUUCUAUUCAGAAUCAAUCACAAACAGACUGUGUCGCUGUGUGUCAGUGGUGUCUUGAGGCCCUUCAGUUUACCAUGACCUUUUUACCAUGUAUUAGCAGUAUUUCAUAAGACUGCUGUAAAUGCUGUGCACUCACUGGAGGACUGUGCUUUCAUUGGACAACUCAAGUUGUUGUUGGUAACAGUUAGUGCUCGUCUGGGUAACUUCUGUGCUGCUUUGAAUGUCUUGCCUUCACUCAAAACCCAGAAAUAACAGCUGCUCAAUAACACAACCACUCCGAAUGAUUUGCAUUAAAGGAACAGUAAAAAAAUGAACAUUUGCUGUUAAUGUGCUCACCUUCAGGUCGUCCAAGAUGAGUUUGUUUCUUCAUCAGAUUUAGAGAACUGUAGCAUUGCAUCAGUGUCCCACCAGUGGAUGGUCUGCAGUGAAUGGGUGCCGUCAGAAUGAGAGUCCAAACAGCUGAUAAAAACAUUUUUAUUUUUGAAUGAACUACUCCUCUAAGUACUUCUCUAAUCGUCAAAAAUCAACAAGCAUGAGACGAACAUAUUGAAUGAAACAUUUCGUUGUAAACAUUCCAAAUAUUAAAUAUUUAAUGUUCAAGUCCUGCUCAAUUAUCACCCAUAAUGUUAAAACCUUCAGAAUUUUUUUUUCUUCAUCCAUUCAUUUGGUUAUUUAAAAUUAACCAUCUGCCCGAGCGCAAGAGCAGAGGGAUUGUGGGUAAUAACCAUCUGGGGCAUUUGUAUUAAGAUGCUUUCAUUCUGGAAGGGUUGCAGACCAAAAUCAGAAUGUAUUAUUAUGAGAAUGAUGAUUAUAACUUGACUGUAUGAUCUGAUUGUUUUGCUCGUUUCUCAUUAUGAAUGUUCUGUACAUGCCUGUCUUAGA
Carassius auratus (goldfish) is the source of this 2911-nucleotide messenger RNA. Its product is annotated as alpha-N-acetylgalactosaminide alpha-2,6-sialyltransferase 6-like. NCBI's taxonomy places the organism in Eukaryota, Metazoa, Chordata, Actinopteri, Cypriniformes, Cyprinidae. Gene Ontology annotation, biological process: ganglioside biosynthetic process; oligosaccharide metabolic process. The record is from RefSeq and is a predicted model, not a curated record. The transcript has 6 exons. Gene Ontology annotation, molecular function: alpha-N-acetylgalactosaminide alpha-2,6-sialyltransferase activity. The coding region runs from base 161 to 1087 and encodes 308 amino acids.